AGUGCUAUGAGUAAACUCCUGGACAAGAUACCUAGACUAGGGGAAGCAAUGGAUAAAAAUGGCAGAACUCCUCUCUAUUCAGCUGCUUUCAAAGGCUGCCGUGAUGCUGCAGAACUAUUGAUCAAAAAGGGACGCUGUAAUGUGAAUGUAGUUGAUAGCGAAUGUGGAACCUGUCCUCUUGCUGCAGCCAUAUUCUUUCAGAAUUUCCAUUUAGUCGAUGUCUUGGUGAAGCAUGGUGCAGACAUCAACCUUCCAAACAUUGUUGGAAAAACGUCCUUGCAAUUUGCCGUCGAUGUCCAUGCUACUCGAGGACAAGACAUGAAAGAAGAGCCAUACAUGGCCGAGAUGAAGAUGAAAUGGGGACACCUUGGCAUUAAGACGAACUCAGAUGCUCUCCUUGCCUUCCUUGUCUCUCACGGUGGUGACCUGAAUGCAUUCAACAGUGAAAGGGUGACAAUAAAGACACUGCUUCAGCAUCAACCAAUCCUGCAACCUCUACUUAAAAUCCAAAGUCAGAGAGGAAAAGACAUCGCCAGACAGCAGAGCACAGCCAAUCGCCCCCUGCGUACCCUGACGGUGAAAACCAAUGACACUGGAGCUGAGGCCAACUCUGUCUCCUCUCUCUUACAGAAAAGCACUGGUAGACAAGAUUCAAAGAAACAGAGCUCUGGAGACUCCUCGGAGAAGUUUGCAGCGGGAUCAGGAAUACAGCAGAAAUCUUCAGGCGAUUUGCAUCACCUCCAAGCUGAGCUCCAGCGCAAAGACGAAGAGCUAGAAACCCUUCGGUCAAGGGUCAAGACACUGGAACACCUGGUCAAGAAGAAUAUCUCCUUCACUUGUGGCCAUAAUGUCAUCCGAAGCAUUGCUGAGCUCAUCCCUGAAUGCCCAUAUUGCAGCGAGCCAAUUUCUUCAGUCGUUGACUUGCAGUAGGGACCUUACCCUCUUAAUGCAAAGGAGUGGAAACCUUUUUAGGAUAAAUAUAAAGGAUUGCUACCUUUAGAACUGAAUACAUUCAAACAUAGUAAUUUAAUAGUUCUUCUGUUUAAUAGUGGAUCGCCGUAUUUUAUUUUCAAUGUAGUUUUCCUCUCCAAAACGAAGCAUGAUCCCUAAUAUCACUCUCCCAAAGUGGAUUUCCACUCCUGUACAUAAUUAUCGAGGGCAUUGCAAUUAUAAGGGUUAACGCCUCUUGGUUCUCAUCGCACGAGUAGAGGUAAUACCACUAAAUAUUUUAAAGGCUGAGAUUUCAAUACCACAUUUUUUUACCAAUGGCGGUGCAACUUUAGUGAUCAAUAUUAAUUCAAAUCAUUGCUGGGGUAACAUGACAAAGGGUUCAUUGAAACUACACGAUUCGCAUGUCCUCAAAAAAAGAUUGACUUUAAUGCAAUUUCCGUAAUGCACUAGUAAUCAUAUUUAAAAAACAAAUGGCUUUGUAGAGUUCAUUAUUAUUAUUCAUUUCGAGUACAUUUAAUUAUAUUUCAAAAUUCACCAUUCAAAUUGCAUAGUACGUUUUGUUAGGGCUCGUCACAAAGUUUGUCUGACCUAGCAACAACUGACGUUUGCAAUAGGCAUCCUGCCAAUUGUUAUACAGUCAAUUAUAAUACUUGGUAAACGUUUAUAAUUUUGAUUACAUUUUGAAAAUGUCCCAUUGGCCUGACGUUGUAUGAGAUCUCAUCGACGAUUUAUUUGUCUUUUCAACUGUGAUAAUGAUCAUAAUUAUUAUAAAAUAUAUUACGACACUAUUUAUCCCUGAUCAUUGAGUAGAUUUCAUGCCAUUUGUACAAUAAAUAGCACGUUUGAUUUUGAAUCUCUUCACUAAACGCAAAGGGCAAAUUGGACAUAGUACCUUAAACAACAAUUUAUCAUGUUGUUGCUUAAGUAUAAGCUGGUGUUAUGAAUGUGAAACUUAAUACUUUCAUCCAGUGUGAGUAGUAGAUAAACAAGCAGGAUGCAUUAUCUUCAGAUCGAAUUCAAAUGUGGAGGAACGUAUCUGUCUAAUCAAUGUACUAGAAUCCUUGAUUUUCGAUUUCCUUUUUAUUUUGUUUGUUUGAAUGGACGUGCUAUUAAAACUGAAAAGAAAUCAUUGAUUAGUAUCAAAACAAGAUGUACCCAUAUUUUAGUCAUAAUAAUGCUUUGUUUGUUAUGAAAUAACUAAAAUACCCUGAUAUGUAGACAAGUCAUUCCAGUUCUGGGUGUUUCAUUUUCCACAGAAAAAUGCCUUUUCAUUUCAUUAGGAAAAUGAGAGAGUACGCUCUUUUUUGUUUUUUAUUAGAUAUCGUCAGAAAUUACUAUGAAAGUUUUUUGUAACUUUUUCUUUGUUUUGUUUUGUUCGUUAUGCAGUUACAGUAUACUUUAAUAAUGUGCUUUGUAUUUUUUCUUCCAUUUUUAAUUAGAUGAGAAUUAUCCUAUGUACUUAAUGUUAAAUAAGAGGUUGUAACAAAAACUAUCUAAGAUAUGCAGAUGAGCCCUAAUGGCUCAAAAUUCGUAUUCAAAUGUGCUUCUUUUAAAGUUAUAUUUGCUACUUUACAAAAUAGGAGGGGCAAAAAGAAAUAGCUCACGGUCAUGCACUUAGUUCAACAAGGGACGAUGUGUGUGGCGGUGGAUUGCUUGGCAUCAUGUUAUGCCUUUUAACACGACAUGGACGCAGCCAUUUUAGAUGUGACGUACCAAAGUAUUCAUGUAUCAUGCACGAAGCUUUAAUUGGAAAGACUUUUUAUUCAAUAACAAAACGUUUCCUUUUCAAUGAGGGAAAAUAAUAGACGAGAAGGUAAAAAACUACAUUUGGUAGAACUGUGUUGAUUGUUUUUUUAUGCCUCCGCCACCGAAGGUG
Molecule: messenger RNA, 2827 nt
Organism: Strongylocentrotus purpuratus (purple sea urchin)
Lineage: Eukaryota; Metazoa; Echinodermata; Echinoidea; Camarodonta; Strongylocentrotidae
Product: E3 ubiquitin-protein ligase MIB2-like
Exons: 5
Coding region: 7-930 (307 amino acids)
Biological process (GO): protein ubiquitination
Cellular component (GO): cytoplasm
Molecular function (GO): protein binding; ubiquitin-protein transferase activity
Source: RefSeq, a predicted model, not a curated record